Molecule: messenger RNA, 1156 nt
Organism: Effrenium voratum
Lineage: Eukaryota; Dinophyceae; Suessiales; Symbiodiniaceae
Source: the annotation of a GenBank genome assembly
AUGGCUCUUAUACCAAGCGUGCCAUUCCCUCCCCAGACGAGCGCGCGCCCGCUGGCCAUUUUUUCUCCAGCCCCGACUUCGGGCCACGCCUGCCUCGUCAGCCCGAGAGGCGCCGCCUGCGCCGCCUGUGCGCUGACGGCCUUCUUUUUGAGGAGGCCACUGCGUGCGGGCAGACGUGCGGAGAACAUGCCAGAGCCGCCAGGCGCGGCCGCAGAAGGCGAGAUGGCUGGUGGCUCCUAUGAGAUCAUGAAAACCAGCGGCGUGGAGUGGACGAAGAUGUUCAAGGCGGCCGAUGACUUCGCCAAGAAGAACAACCUCCGAAAGCUGGGCGACUCAAAAGAUGCAGCCGCCAAAUGGGCGGCCUUCUACCCAGAUGAGUCCGUCCGCGGCUUGCGCGACUGGCUGGACGGCCGCGGCCUGCGCCGGCACUUCGACGCAGUCAACGAGUGGUGCAAGACCAUGGGAGCUGAUGACAUCAUGGAUCUCAUCGAAAAUACCGAGGACCUAGAGCCAAGCAUCUUUACAGGUUGGCAAAUUGGCUUGCAGGACAUUGUGGAGUAUUUGGGUGAAGAGCUAUCCCAGCAGUGCAGCGUUCAAUUCCUGAAGUAUUUUGUACUCUCAAGAUCUCUCAAGCUGAUGGCAAAUACUCGGCGCCUGGCAGCUGCUGCUGUGGCAGUCCUUGUGCUGAGGUCCGGCCUGUCGUUUCUGCUGCCAGAGGCCGGAGAGCGGCGCUGUGGUCGACGAGAGGCUUUGGCGGCUGGACUGUACGCUGGCUUUCAGGCCACCAGUGCGCUGGCACUGAAUGACGCGAGGCAAGACUCCAUUUGCAGCUACAAGUGUUUGGCCACCUGCAAUCAGAAGGCGCCAAACAACGACGAGUAUUGCCAGAAGGCCUGCAAGCUGUACUGCGAACAAUCCAAAGCUGAGAGGGAUUUGAACUCCAAUGUGAAGAAAGGGAGCAUUGUGGACAAGAUCCUUGACAAGUCUCGGAAGAAGAAAUUUGACGCCAACCGCGCGGAUAACGAGAGAACGGAGAACCUGGACCUUUUCAUCGGUGGGCAACUGUCAAUGAGCAACGUCACCGACUACGCCAACGGCAUCAAGGAGACUUCCAAAAUCAAGGACAUGCUGAAACGGUGACGCGUCAUCACCUUCG